AUGAUGAUGGUGGUUAUUUUAUUUUCAAAGUUGGAUGAUUCAGAUCUCCGUAUUGAUCGAAUCGAUAUCGAAGCCGAUUUUGACGGUUUUGAAUAUUUUUGGAUUGAAAAAUGUCAAAAUGAACAGAUAGUAAGACGGAAGAAACCGCAAAAGCUGAAGAUGAACUCACGGAUUCUGGAACGACACGGAAUUCUUUCAGAUCUCCGUUGAGGUUUUAGAAUUUUUCGAAUUUGAUAUUGGUUGUUUGAAUCUUCAAGAAUUAAAAAUACUAAUUAGUUUUGGAAAUAAGAUAUCUGAUGAGUUAGUUUGAAAUUUCAAAGAGAAAUUAAAGAUCUUGUGGGUCGAUUUUACAUUAUGAAAAACGAGUCGGAAAAAUUGAGAGAAAUUGCGUUUAGAAGUAAUUUUUCUAAUGAAAAUCUAUCAGAAAAGCUGAGAAAAAUCGUGAAAAGUUUUCCUCAAAUAAGUCAGAAAAUCUCCUGAAGUAUUUCUUGAAACUAGUACAGAUUUUGAUAUUGCAGAAAAGAUCUUUAAAUUAUAAAAUCGGGAGAUUUUAAAAUGAAAUUGAUGCUGUGUCCGCGUAUUUUCCUGAAAACUCGAAAUAGACUUCAGUCUCACUUUUUAUAUUGAAUGUUGCUUUGUCCCUUAUCUGGAAUCUCCUCAUGAACUCCAUAAUACAUCGAAAAGUCGAAAAUAUCCAAGAAUUGAUGGCGAGGUCGAUUUCCAUAUCGCUCAGGAUGACUCCUGAUUAUUGCAAAAUUCACCUGGACUUUUCGUUGAAUCUUCUCAUUUCAACUCAGCUUUUUAUUAAUUCCCAUGGGAUGGAAAGUUGAAAAUAAUCGACUUUUUCCUCACUGAAAGACAGCCCAUUCAGUGUUCAAAAGUUUUCCGUGAACGAGUGCGAAAAAGAUAACUAAUUUUUGACAGGGUCAGAGAAACACUCUCGAUUUUUCACGGAAAUUACUUUGGGAAAAAGCUUCAGAUUUUCCUUUUUCAGUCUCAUCUGACGAUCGACCUUCCCUUAAAUCUCCUUUCACCGUCUUUCGACCUUUCUAUGCUCUCGCCCUAGUCCCGUAUUUAUUCUCCAGAGAAAAACAAAUCAAAGUAAACGAAAUACUCAGACAUUUUUCUUGCACAUGACCCUCGGUCUCGACUUUCUUUUGCCCAUUAGCGAGAGAGGACGACGAGGCGUUGGCAGAAGGAAGAUUAUUUCCGAACUGGGAGGUUCGAAAAUUGACAAAUUCCGAGAAAAUCUUGGUUGCAAUGUAAAAUUAACAUUAGUCUCAAGAAACUUUGCAUUAAAAAGCAAAUCUUGUUGAGUAGAAUGAGAGAAUCCUACAAUAUAAAAAUGUCAAAUUUCAAUUUUAAUUGGUUUUUAAAUUCUGAAAAGGUAUGUUGAAAGAGUGAAACGUUAAUUUGAGACUAAUUUAGAACUAUAUUUUAUCUUUUGGACCUCCGAGUUUUCCGAUUUUUAUACAUUGGGCUGAAUGCAUUUUAUUUUAGGUUUAUUUUCGGGUUUCAUUUUGAGUUUUAUUAUGAAUUUUAUUAUGAGCUUUCAGAUUAAACUGCUUCAUAAAUUUGAUUCUCCAACCUGACCAGUAGUUUUGAGAAGGUUUUUAUGCAAAGCAAAAAUUGAGAUUUUCUGUUUUGAUCUCAUAGUGACCAUCCGUUUAUCAGCACAAAAUCCGAGAAAAGAAAUUUUGUCUUUCGUUGUUGGUGACUUUUCUAUUUAUUUCGCAGUAGAUUUUCUCGAGUCAUUUAUUAUCAAUUCUUUAGAUUAAAUUUUAAUGAAACGAAAAAUUUUUUUCAGAAAAAAAUUGUUUGUUUUAAAUAUUUCCGCGAGAAAGUUUCAAAAAAAUUUCUUCAAAAAAUAUUUUCUCAAUUUUUUUUCAAGUGAAGUCUUGAUAUUUUUUUGUUUUUUUACUUUGUCUUUGACUUUGACUUUUAUCGUUAUUUUUGAAAUCUUCUACUUCAGUUUAAAAAUACUAAGUUCAAUUCAGGAUCACGAAAGGCGUCAGCUACAACAUUAUGACUGGGAAAUUGAUGGCGGAUGAACAUGAGAAGAUUGAAAUUGUCGAAAAAGUAAGAAAAUAUCAUCCAGUGAUUGAAAAUGACUGUUUUCCUUCAGAAAAAUGAGGCUGACUUGACCUCGGAGACGGAAAAAUCCACCUCUUCCGGUUACAAAUCCACAAAGGACCUCGAAAACGAGAUUAUGUCUUUUUCUGACGUUUUUUCGGCGAUCCCGAGGGCCUUCAAUUAUGCGGAUUCGUUACCG
Messenger RNA from Caenorhabditis auriculariae, 2272 nucleotides. NCBI's taxonomy places the organism in Eukaryota, Metazoa, Nematoda, Chromadorea, Rhabditida, Rhabditidae. The record is from the annotation of a GenBank genome assembly.